This is a messenger RNA of Cryptomeria japonica (Japanese cedar), 5173 nucleotides long. Its product is annotated as transcription initiation factor TFIID subunit 4b. The transcript has 15 exons. Gene Ontology annotation, cellular component: transcription factor TFIID complex. Gene Ontology annotation, molecular function: protein heterodimerization activity; DNA binding; RNA polymerase II general transcription initiation factor activity. Lineage: Eukaryota; Viridiplantae; Streptophyta; Pinopsida; Cupressales; Cupressaceae. The record is from RefSeq and is a predicted model, not a curated record. The coding region runs from base 521 to 4573 and encodes 1350 amino acids. Gene Ontology annotation, biological process: transcription initiation at RNA polymerase II promoter.
CACGUCUUAACCUUUCUAGCUUCUGUCAUAUCGUCACUGAUUUCUCUCAAGAAGGAAGUUUUAGCACAACAUGGGAUAGUCGGUCGCUUGGGCACCAAUGGUAGUACCAUAAAAGAACAGAAAAUAAUUUGUAGAGUUUCCCCUCAAAUAUUUGUUAUACAUGGUCCGAAUGCCUAAAAUUUAGAGGCUUUAUGGGAAGAGGUGGUCUGUGAAACACUGUAAUACCACCAAUGUCUCGUUACAAAUGUAAAUCAAAACAAAGCAUUUGACAAAGGUUUUUUAACUUGUUUAUUCCAUGUAUGAAUUUCAGAAAUUAUCAGUGCGGUGAAAGACCAUGCAGCUAUAUCAGCAAUCAACGAAAUUAAAAUUGUGACAUUUCAUGCAAUCAAUGAAUAUGGAGGUCAUGUUUCAGUUCCUUCAGGGGACCUUAUGGAUUAAAUUCCAUGAGAUUUGUUUCAAAGAAUGAGUAUUUACAAACCGGAAAUUGAUAUUGCAUGUCCUUUGGGCGCAGCAAACUACAAUGGAGCCAGGAGCUGAAGAAAUCUCUGCAGGAUCAAAUUCAUCUGGUAUGCAUUCACUGCAAUGUUCUUCUCAACAGCAAGUGAAUAUGCACCAGCAGCAAAAAGAAGAAAUCCAGCAGCAAGGGGAGCAGCAACAUCAGCAGCUAAUGCAGGAAUGGCAGCAGCAGCUGGAGGAUCAUUCAGAUCAGCAGGAACAGUUUGAACGGGGUCAGACACAACAUCCAGAGCAAAGUCACGUGCAGCCUUAUGUGCAAAGUGAGCAUCAACAUCUGGAACUUCCUCAGCUGCAACAAAAACAACAUUGGCAGCCAGAACAACAGGUGCAGAUGCAGCAAAUGCUGCAACAUUCACAACAGCAUCAUUUGCAAGAGAUGCAUUCACAGCAGCAGAAGGUGCAACAACCUCAGCAUCAGCAAGAGUUGGUACCACAAUUGCAGCAGCAGUUGCAGCCACAGCAGCAAGAGUCACCUUCACAAUCAGAGCAGCAAGAUAUGGCAAUGCAAUUGCAGCAGCAAGAGUUGCCACUGCAAGAGUUGGCAUUGCAAUUGCAGCAGCAAGAGUUGGCAUUGCAAUUGCAGCAGCAACAGUUACCACCACAAAUGCCACACGAACAUUUGAAACAAUUGCCGCAGACUCAGCAGCAGCAGUUAGAACAGUCACCAGCUGAGCCACAACAACAACAUUUGCAACAGUUGCAACAAUCUCAACAACAUUUGCAGCAACCUCAGCAACAACAACACUCCUCACAACAUUUUCCACUACAAACACAACAAUAUGUGCCACAAUCUCAGCAGCAGCCACAACAGUCAUCUCUGGAACCUCAGCACCAACAUAUGCAGCCAUUGUCAGAACAUCAGUUGCAACAAUUACCGUUGCAUUCACAGCAACAACAUUUGCCACAACCUCAGCAGCAGACACAACAGCAACAGUUACAGAUUUUAUCACAACAUCAGCAGCAGUCACAACAACUGCCACUGCAAUCUCAGGAGCAACAUUUGCCACAAUCUCAGCAAAAGCCUCAGCAGCAGGUACAACAAUCACCAUUGCCUUCUCAGCACCAACAUUUACAGCAGUUGCCACAGCCUCAGCAGCAGCCACAGUUGCAACAGGCGCCACUACCUUCUCAGCAGCAACAUUUGCAGCAGCUGGCACAAUCUCAGCAACAGCCACAACAGAAGUUGCAACAGCUGUCAUUGCAACAACAACAGCAACAUUUGCAACAAUCUCAGCAACAGGCACAACAGCAUUUGCAACAAUCAUCAAUGUCUUCUCAUCAGCAACAAACUCAGCAACAGUUGCCUCAACCUCAGCAGCAGUUGCCACAACCUCAGCAGCAACAUUUGCAGCAAUUAUCGCAACCUCAAAAGCAACAUUUGCAGCAGUUGCCACAACCUCAGCAGCAACGUUCACAACAGCUACCACAUUCUCAACAACAGCCACAACAGCCACAACCUCAGCAACAACGUUCGCAGCUGCAGCCACAUCUGCAGCAGCUAUCACAAUCUCAACAACAGUUGCAACAGAAACAACUCCAGCCUCAGGUGCAGCAGCAGCAGCAGCAGCUAAGUAAUCAGCAACCAUCACAGCCUGCUAUGGGCCAAGCAACUACUUCUGUCAGGGGACAAAAUGCAUCUGGCGCUCAUUCUAUUUCUUUUGGCUCUUUGAUACCAAUGAUUUUGCCUCACCUAUCAAAAGAACAGUCAGAUCGACUUCAGGGACUAUAUACGAGAUUGAGAAGGAAUGAGGUAACCAAGGAGGAUUUUCUAAGGGCCACCAGGAAUGUUGUUGGAGAUCAAAUGCUUGUGCAAGCAGUCCGCCAAAUGCAGCAAAAGCAUCAAGCUCAAUCCCAGCCAGCACCAAGUUCACAAGCAAGCCAACUGCAACAGCAGCAGCGACAACAGCAACAUGUGCAAGGCUCUUCUCAACAGUUCAUGCCACAACAAAGCAUUCAUACACAGCAAUUAAAUGAACCACAGCCAUUUCAGCAAGUUUCACCAGCUAAUCUACAAUCACAAACUCAAAGAACUUCUGAUUAUCAACCACAUCCUCACAGUUCUGCACCAGCAUCCCUGACAGCAUCCCACUCAUCUUCAGAUAAUAAGACCCAACAGUCGAGGCAAUCAGGUGAGCAGCGCCCAGAGAUUUCUAGUGUACAUGGGAAUCAAACUUCGACAAUGAAUCUGCAUCAGGUCAAGCAUGAGGUAGACAGAACUAUGAUUGGGUUCCCACUUUCAAAUCAGCAACAACAACAGCAUCUGCAGGGUCCUCCAUCAUCUUUUCCUAUGUAUGGGCGUCCGCCUGGAAAUUAUUCAUCUCAGUCUUUUUCUUCAUCACCAGGCAUACCGUCAAGUGGGGUUAAGUCACUAGCUCAAGAUUCACAAACAAAGCAAGUGAUGCAUCCUCAAGUUGGGGUCCAAGCCCAAGGAGGCCCACCCCAGUUGUCAAACAUAAAGCAUAUGCCCAAGUAUGAUGUAUCUAAACAAGCUAAGAGACGUGAAGAUGAUGAAAGACAGAAGAUUCUGCAGAGCAGUGGCGCUUCUCACUUCUCUGGUCAACAUCAACCAAGCGUCUGGGCAACAUCAUUAGACAAAGAGAAAGCAGUAAACACAGGGAUAUUACCAUCAUCUUCAGUUCACAUAAAACAAGAAAUUAAUGAAAAUUCCGAUCAGCAGCAUAAUCUUCAAACUCUUCAGCCAAUGAAAGAUAACUUAUCAACAAUUAAAAGUGUUCCUAUUGAUCAUGGGCAGUCCUUGAUACUGACAAAAACUGAAAGUGUCGAGCAUCAGAGCAUCAAAACCAGUGGCAUUUCCUCAGGGAAUCAUCCUUUGGGUUCCACUGGUUUACAUUCUGAUCAUUUAAUGCAGCCACCAUUAGCAACUCCAGCUGCAACAUUACAUCACACAUUGUCUGGAUUUAGCGGACCUGUUCAAAUGCGACCUCAGGUGCCUUCAACACCACCUUCCUCAAUGAUUGGUUCUCAGAUCAAGACACCACCCAAGAAAAUGUUGAUUGGACAGAAAAAGCCUUUUGAGGUUACUGGCACUUCCAUACAACUUGCAAGUAAAAAACAAAAAGUUUCUGCAGGUUAUCUAGAUCAAAGCAUUGACCAACUUAAUGAUGUUACUGCUGUCAGUGGAGUGAACUUAAGGGAAGAGGAAGAGCAGUUGUUUGCUGGACCUAAAGAAGAAAGCCGUGCAACAGAAGCAAUGCGAAAGGUUGUGCAAGAAGAGGAGGAGAGAACUUUUUUACAAAAAGGAUCACUCCGUGCAAAAUUAGCUGGAAUCGUGGCAAAGUAUGGUAUCAAAUAUAUUAGCAGUGACAGUGAGCGUUGCUUGUCACUGUGUGUUGAGGAACGUUUACGAACAAUGAUAGGUCACCUGAUCAGACUGUCUAAACAGAGAGUUGAUCUUGAGAAGGUCAGCCAUAAAGUUACUAUAACAUCUGAUGUACGACGCCAAAUUCUAGCAAUGAAUAAAAAAGCUAAGGAUGAUUUGGAGAAGAAACAGGCAGAAGAGGCAGAAAAACUUCGGAAACUAAAUGAGAUAGAGAAUGUGGGCCCCGAGGGGGAAAAGGAUGAAACCCGUACAAAAGCACAGAAGGCACAGAAAGAGGAAGAUGACAAAAUGAGGGCAAAUGCAGCAAAUGUUGCUGCACGAGCUGCUGUUGGAGGAGAUGACAUGUUAUCAAAGUGGCAAUUGAUGGCUGAGCAAGCUCGACAGAAGCGUGAAGGUACAUCAGAUGGAGCAUCUAACACCCGAACUAACAGAGAUGCAAAUAGGAAAAGUGUGGUUGGUGGAUUAAAGUCCACAAAUGUAUCUGAUCAUCAAGAUGCGCCCUCACCUGGAAUAGUUCGAAAUCUGGGGAGAACUUCAGGGCCAUUGUCUCAGACCAAGCCUGUGCGCUCAAUAUGUAUCAAAGAUGUAAUUGCUUUGCUAGAGCGGGAGCCACAAAUGACUAAAUCAACAUUACUUUAUCGUUUGUAUGAGAGAGGUGUAGAUUGCAGUAAGGAGAAAGGGACUGAAAUUCAGAAUAAUGAGAACACACUGCAGUGAAAUAUGAGGUUCUAGAUGUGAUCUUGACAACAUCUCAUCGUAGCAAUCCUUGUAUGUGGUCAAUGUGUGCUACUCUGUACCAUGUGUAUCAUAUCUCUGAAGGCCUCUGCAUGGAUAUCUGAGAAAAUACAAAUGCUGAUUUCAAAGCUGUGGCAGAUGAAUCAAACGUUUAUUGAUUUGGAGUUGACUUUCUGGACGAUGGUUUACAAGCUAACAUUUUUUCUUUCAAGGUGUAGUAAUAUCUAAUGAUAUUUAAAGUUCAAAACAUUUUUGACAUAAUUUUUAAUUUUCAUGUAUAGUUGGAGAUUGCACAAAAGCUUUAGUAAAAAGUAGAAAAGUGCUAACAAAUCAACUUGUAAGCAAAGAAAGAGCCACAAGUUGGGGGGUCAAUUUUUGUGAUAAUUAUGGAUAAAGUGUACUUGUGUUGCGAGUCAACUACCUUUUCUUAAAAGACAUCUUGAAAAAGAGUUGCAAGUACGUCAUUUAUUUCAUCAGCUAUGAGGUGAAUCUCCUCCAUGAGUUGCAUCAUCCUGUCUGAAGCUAUGUAUCAUUAGAUUUCUAAACUAAUUCAAUGAGUAGAGGUUGCUAUUUCGAGAUUUA